Messenger RNA from Erpetoichthys calabaricus (reedfish), 5109 nucleotides. It is a transcript of the gene rasal2, whose product is annotated as RAS protein activator like 2. Bases 770 to 4669 code for a protein of 1299 amino acids. NCBI's taxonomy places the organism in Eukaryota, Metazoa, Chordata, Cladistia, Polypteriformes, Polypteridae. Gene Ontology annotation, biological process: regulation of GTPase activity. The record is from RefSeq and is a predicted model, not a curated record. The transcript is spliced from 18 exons.
CUUGUUCGAGCUGUGACUGAAAGAUCCUAAGACUUGCACUGCACGCCGCCGCCGCUGCUGCUUAGCUGUGUUUUCACCCAGUUUACGCUAAGUGGGUGCCAGUCUUGCUUUUGUAAACCAACGGAUUUUGACAGCAGGACCGAGCAGUUUUUCACGAGGUCAGACUUGGAUGGGUCACUCGGUGGCACAAGAUACUGUCUGUGGCGGGAUGGAAUGACGAGUUUUGGAGUCGAUUAAGGAUACUACUAAAAGAGUCGGAGUAGUCAUAGCAGUAGUCGUGAAAAGUGAACCCUCGAGAUAUGGAGUAACGGUGGGAGACGGUCAUUGAUCGCCUAUUGUAUUCUAGUACAUCAGAUGGACCGCGGCUCUUAAAUCGCAGAGGGAAGUGGACAGGCAAAGCAAGAAACUUUGAAAGCUCCCCCCCCCCUUUAUUGUUAUAGAAACUCGUGGCUAAGCACGAAUUAUACACAUGUGUACCGGAAAGGAUGGAAAAACACCUUGUAAAAUAAUCUGGAGAACCGGAUGCACCGAACGCAGCGGGCAGGUGGUAAUGAGAUAGAAGUGAAGGUUAGAGGAUUUACUUUCUUUUUUCUGCAGAAUCUUUAAUCCUACAAUCACGUUUUUUCACUAGAGACAUUCUACAGACGAUUGGAUGUCGUGCGGUGAGGGGUGAGCUAAUUGUUUGGACGGUACAAGAGUGUGUGAUCACAUCGUACGAUAAAUAUUAUUGCUAUUAUUAUUAUUACAUAUUACAACAUACGCCUGAGCAAUGAAUUCGCCAGGGAUAGACUCAUUGACAGGGUCUGGGAUGUAUCAAGGAAGUGUCUCCGCUAUGGAAACGGAUUCGAUCGCGGACGACGUGGAUUCUUUACACGGAGGAGCGGUGACCCUGGACCCCUUGAUCGAUCGGAUUUUAUUGGAGUCGGUCUGCCAGCAGCAGGGCUGGGUGCGUGUCUACGAUGUAAAAGGUCCACCUACCCACAGAAUGUCUUGCGGUCAGUCACCGUACACUGAAACCACUACAUGGGAAAGAAAAUACUGUAUUCUCACUGACAGUCAACUAAUAUUGCUCAACAAGGAAGAAGAGAUGCCAGUUGAAGUGCUUCAUGAAAAUCAGUCUGAGGCCGCUAAAGGACGCAGUCUACGCCGAACUGUCAGUGUGCCAUCAGAGGGUCAGUUCCCAGAGUACCAUACAGAUGGAGUUCCAAAAAUAGAGGCACCUGUGGAGAGGUCUCCACGAAGGAGGAGUAUUUCAGGAGUGGGAAGCUCUGAGAAACACAGCACAAUGGACGCUCCACAGUCUUCACCUUUUAAGGUGCCAGGCUUCUUUAGUAAAAGACUAAAGGGUUCAAUUAAGAGGACAAAAAGUCAGUCUAAACUGGAUCGUAAUACAAGCUUCCGUUUACCAUCUCUUCGAAAUAAUGAGAAUGAAAGAUCCCGUGGCUUGCCAAAGCUAAAAGAAUCACAAUCCCACGAGUCUUUGCUGAGUCCUGGAAGUGCAGUAGAAGCACUUGAGCUAGGAAUGGAAGAAGAUGUGCUUAUUAAACCUUUGCAUAGCAGUAUACUGGGACAGGAAUUCUGUUUUGAGGUAACAUAUUCUGGUGGAAGCAAAUGUUUCAGUUGCUCAUCGGCAGCUGAAAGAGACAAAUGGAUGGAGAAUCUUAAAAGAACAGUACAGCCCAACAAGGAUAAUUGUAGGAGAGCCGAAAAUGUUCUAAGGCUAUGGAUUAUUGAAGCUAAAGACCUACCACCUAAGAAAAAAUAUUUCUGUGAACUGUGCCUUGAUGAUGUUUUAUAUGCUCGCACUACAAGCAAAAACAAAGUAGAAAGUUUGUUUUGGGGCGAACACUUUGAGUUCUAUAGCUUACCACUGGUGCGCAAUAUCACAGUCCAUAUUUACAAGGAUGUGGACAAGAAGAAAAAGAAGGAUAAGAAUAAUUAUGUUGGUCUUGUUAAUAUUCCUAUUAGUAGUGUCACAGGUCGCCAAUUCAUGGAAAAGUGGUACCCAGUUAGCACACCAACACCAAACAAAGGCAAAACAGGUGGCCCAUCUAUUCGUAUCAAGUCCCGAUUCCAAACCAUCUCAAUUCUUCCAAUGGAGCAAUACAAAGAGUUUGCUGAAUUUAUUACCAAUAAUUACACUAUGCUGUGCUCAGUUUUGGAACCUGUCAUCAGUGUAAAGAACAAGGAAGAGAUGGCCUGUGCUCUGGUUCACAUACUACAAAGUACAGGCAGGGCCAAGGACUUUUUGACAGAUUUGGUCAUGUCGGAAGUUGACCGUUGUGGAGAACAUGAAGUUCUGAUCUUCCGUGAAAAUACACUUGCAACCAAAGCAAUUGAAGAAUAUUUGAAGCUAGUUGGGCAAAAAUACCUUCAUGAUGCCCUUGGAGAAUUUAUAAAAGCACUGUAUGAAUCAGAAGAGAAUUGUGAAGUGGAUCCAAAUAAAUGUUCAUCAAGUGAACUGUCAGAACACCAGAGCAACCUCAAAAUGUGUUGUGAAUUAGCUUUUUGCAAGAUUAUCAACUCAUACUGCGUUUUUCCACGAGAGCUAAAGGAAGUUUUUGCAGCUUGGAAACAUCACUGCUUGAAUCGAGGAAAACAAGAUAUAAGUGAGCGCCUCAUCAGUGCCUCUCUUUUCCUCCGUUUUCUGUGUCCUGCCAUUAUGUCACCCAGUCUUUUUAACUUAAUGCAAGAGUAUCCAGAUGACCGAACAUCACGUACACUAACACUCAUCGCCAAGGUCAUUCAGAACCUUGCUAAUUUUGCAAAAUUUGGUAACAAAGAAGAAUACAUGGCUUUUAUGAAUGACUUCCUAGAACAUGAGUGGGCUGGAAUGAAGCGUUUUUUGAUGGAAAUUUCAAAUCUUGAUACAAUAUCCAACACACCUGGAUUUGAAGGAUAUAUUGAUCUUGGAAGGGAACUCUCAGUGCUGCAUUCUCUUUUAUGGGAAGUGGUAUCUCAACUUGAUAAGGGUGAAAAUUCCUUUCUGCAGGCAACUGUGGCAAAACUUGGACCACUUCCUCGUAUCCUGAGUGACAUCACCAAGUCUCUUUCAAACCCAACGCCUAUACAGCAGCAGUUGCGACGGUUUCAGGACCAUAGUUCUUCUCAAAAUAUAAGUGGCAGCAUCUCUUCUGGACUUCAGAGGAUAUUUGAAGACCCUGGAGAUAGUGAUUUACAUAAAGCAAAAUCUCCAACUCAAGAACACUUGGAUGGAUUUAUUCGAGCAAAGCAUGCACUUUCAGGGCAGCAGUCCUCUACCCAGAGUAUAAGCUACUCUGAUAAGGAAGAACGGGAGAACCUACUGACAAAUGGUCGGAGUGUUUCCCUCAUGGAUUUGCAGGAAGGUCACAUGAACCAAACAGAAAGGCCUCCUAUCCAUGAAGUGUCUGCAAGGCUGGCUGGAAGUCAGCUUUCUGUCACAGGACAUCCUCAUUCAUUAAACCAGCAUCCACAUACAACAAAGAUGCAGAGAGAAACCCAGAACCUUCCACAAAGCGCACCACAGAUCCGCCGUCCUCUUCACCCUGCAGUUAAUCAACCUGGCAGCCUGCAGCCUCUUUCCUUCCAGAAUCCAGUUUAUCAUCUUAACAAUCCACCUCAACCAGUGUGUGGACCAGACUCCAGCUCAGAAAACCUAAGCACUGAGAGCUCACGCAGUCAAAGUAAUAGUGAAGAAUUUGUAGGAGCAGGGAAACUAAGUGGUCCUUCCAACAGCAGCAUAGAGGAUUUUAGCCGGCGUAGCACACAAAGCGAAGAGUGUGUAGCCCGGAGGCACACUAUGCCAGAUCGCCAUGCUACUCCCCAGCCUGUUGCCCUUCCCAGGCAAAACAGUACAGGACAGGCCCAGAUUGUAAGAGUAGAGCAACAGAGUAGGAGUGGUAGUGGAGGUGCUAGAACUUCAAGAUCCAUACCACACAGUACCUCUCUGCGAAGCACAAGUAGUGUGACAGGAAUGACAGUGAACGUCGAAGCACCUUUGCAAAAUGGAAACCGCUCUAGGCAGCAAUCAACAUCGUCUAGGGAUAGCCCUGUGCCCAAAUCACGAAUGACGCAUAAACAGCAGCAGCCUCAACAGGUUCAGUCACCUGUUGAAUCCAUUACCAUGUCUCCUGUGGAGAGGACAGCUGCAUGGGUGCUUAACAAUGGACAGUAUGAUGAUGAGGAAGUUUCAGAACAGUGUGCUGAUGAGAGCAAACAUGCAGAAAAGUAUGAACAAGAGAUUGCCAAGCUGAAAGAUAAAUUGCGUGUGUCAAACCGUCGCCUAGAAGAGUAUGAGAGGCGGCUACUGGCCCAAGAACAACAGAUGCAGAAACUACUAGUGGAGUAUAAAGCAAGACUAGAGGACAGUGAAGAGAGACUGAGACGACAACAGGAGGAGAAAGACAGUCAGAUGAAAAGCAUUAUCAGCAGGCUAAUGGCAGUGGAAGAGGAGCUCAAGAGAGACCAUGCAGAAAUGCAGGCAGUUAUUGAUGCUAAGCAGAAAAUAAUUGAUGCACAGGAAAAGAGGAUCACCUCUCUGGAUGCAGCAAAUUCUCGACUAAUGAAUGCAUUGACACAAGUGAAGGAGCGCUACAGUGUGCAGAACAUCCGCAAUGGGAUCUCACCCACCAAUCCAACCAAGCUAUCCAUCACUGAGAAUGGAGAGUUCAAGAACAGCAGCUGCUGAUGAUGUCAUUGCCGACAUUUGGCACUGGGCAGUUACUGACCAAUGGUUCAGAGAAGGACUAAAGGAGGUGUUUUACCACCACUGCUGCUAACUGACUUAAAAGAAACCACAGGAGACAGAUUUGUUUCCUCUUUAAAGUGACAAGAUGCAAGAAGGCAGAAAAAUGUUACCCCAUAUUACUGUAUAUAGCAUUAAAGUGUAUGGUCUUGUACAGAUAUGGAUUGUAAAAUACUUGAAGAAGAAGGGGGUCGGGGAGGGGGGCUGUUAGAUAUUGUAAUGACUUGGUGAGGUGUGUUUUAUAAAUAAGGACAUUCUUUAAAGUCAAAUAGAGCAGAUUUAUUCAGAAUUUUAAAAGAGAUUUUUUAAGUAUUGUAUAAUUUAGAGAUUCUCUAGCUUCAAGCUGUAAAUAUCAUAAGGGACUAAAAUUAAAUCACAUAAUG